GGGCCAGGGGCAGGCGUCUGCCCAAGGCGCGGCGGCGGGCCGGGGCUGAGGGCCCUGAUGCGGCUGCGGCCGCUCCGCCGCCGGGAGAGGCCCCGCCCCGGCGCCGGGCCCCAUGCACCCCAGAAUGAAUGAAAUGAACUUGAGUCCGGUAGGGAUGGACCAACUGACCUCGUCCUCUGUGAGCAAUGCCCUGCCAGUCUCAGGGAAUCACCUGGGAUUGGCAGCAUCACCCACUCACAAUGCCAUACCAGCACCAGGCUUGCCUGUUGCAAUUCCAAACUUGGGCCCCUCCUUGAGUUCCUUGCCCUCUGCUCUGUCUCUGAUGCUCCCAAUGGGUAUUGGGGAUCGAGGAGUGAUGUGUGGUAUACCAGAGAGAAACUACACCCUACCUCCGCCACCAUACCCUCACCUGGAGAGCAGCUAUUUCAGACACAUUCUACCUGGUAUCUUAUCUUACUUGGCUGACAGACCUCCGCCUCAGUACAUCCACCCCAAUGCUAUCAAUGUCGAUAGCAACCCAGCGUUGUCAGUCUCCAGCAAUCCCUCGGCCCUGGAUCCCUACCAGCCCAACGGGACUGUGGGGCUGGAGCCAGGGAUCGUCUCCAUGGACUCCCGCGCAGUAAAUGCGCACGGCGCUCAGAACCUGCAUCCUGGCGACAGCCACGAGGUCGCGCUGGAUACUGCCAUCACCAUGGAGAGCGUUUCCAGGGUCACCAGCCCCAUCUCUACAGAUGGGAUGACAGAGGAGCUCACGAUGGACGAUGUGGCUGGGGAUCACGCGCAAAUCCCCAACGGCUCCCGGAGCCACGAGCCUUUAGCCGUAGACGCGGUGGGGAGUAACUUGGCGUCGGACGCAGUGGGACACGGCGGUGUCAUUCCCAUUCACGGUAGCACUUUGGAACUCCCUGUUGUCAUGGAGCCCGACCACAUGGCCGGGCGGGUGACGGGAAUAUCGGACAGCACACUAAAUGACUCCAUUCAUACUGUGGCCAUGAGCACCAACUCCGUGAGUGUGGCGCUCUCUACCUCACACAACCUCGCUUCCCUGGACUCGGUAGCCUUGCACGAAGUGGGCCUCAGCCUCGAGCCGGUGGCGGUAUCUUCCAUAAAUCAGGAAGUAGCCAUGGGGCCAAGCCAUGUGGAUGUGUCUGCAGACAAUCUGGCCUUCGUACCAUCCUCCCUGCAAAUGGAAGACUCCAAUUCAAACAAGGAGAACAUGGCAACCUUGUUCACCAUAUGGUGCACACUGUGUGACAAGGCAUAUCCAUCGGACUGCCCAGAUCAUGGACCUGUCACCUUUGUCCCUGACACGCCGAUAGAGAGCCGAGCCAGGCUUUCCCUCCCGAAGCAGCUUGUCCUCCGGCAGUCCAUCAUGGGAGCUGAAGCGGAUUCUGGUCUUCUACUGAUAGGUGUGUGGACACGAGAAACCAUUCCCGUCAGGACUUGUUUUGGACCUUUGAUUGGGCAGCAGAGCCAUUCACUGGAGGUGGCCGACUGGACAGACAAAGCAGCCAGUCACAUCUGGAAGAUCUAUCACAGUGGCGUCCUGGAGUUCUGCGUCAUUACAGCUGAUGAAAAUGAAUGUAACUGGAUGAUGUUUGUACGCAAAGCCAGGAACCGUGAGGAGCAGAAUCUGGUAGCUUAUCCUCAUGAUGGAAAAAUUUACUUUUGCACCUCUCGAGACAUCCCACCUGAACACGAGCUUCUCUUCUACUACAGUCGGGACUACGCGCGACAGCUUGGUGUCCCUGAACAUCCAGAUGUGCACAUCUGCCACUGCGGGAAGGAAUGCGCUUCCUAUGCGGACUUCAAGGCCCAUUUGAGCAGCCAUAUUCACAACCACCUCCCCAGUCAGGGGCACAGCAGCAGCCACGGGCCAGGCCACGGCAAGGAAAGGAAGUGGAAGUGCUCCAUGUGUCCCCAGGCCUUCAUCUCCCCUUCCAAGCUCCAUGUCCACUUCAUGGGGCACAUGGGCAUGAAGCCGCACAAGUGCGAUUUCUGUAGCAAAGCUUUCAGUGAUCCCAGCAACUUACGGACACACCUCAAGAUACACACAGGUCAGAAGAACUACCGCUGCACCCUCUGCGACAAGUCCUUCACGCAGAAGGCUCACCUGGAGUCGCACAUGGUCAUCCACACCGGUGAGAAGAACCUCAAGUGCGAUUACUGCGAGAAGCUCUUCAUGCGGAGGCAGGACCUCAAGCAGCACGUCCUCACUCACACACAAGAACGGCAGAUCAAGUGUCCCAAGUGUGACAAGCUGUUUCUGAGGACAAAUCACCUGAAGAAGCAUCUCAAUUCACAUGAAGGAAAGAGGGACUAUGUCUGUGAAAAAUGCUCCAAGGCUUAUCUAACCAAAUAUCACCUUACUCGCCACUUAAAAAUAUGUAAAGGCCCCACAUCCAGCCUGUCAGCCCCAGAGGAGGAAGAGGAGGAGGAUUCGGAGGAGGAAUUGGACUCUAUGAGGACUGAAGACUGUAGGAUUGAGAAUGGAGUGUAUUCAACAGGCACUGCCCUCUCUGGACACAAAUGAAGAUGAGAGAGGGGGCAAUUUUCUUGGAUGUUAUAACUAGUGAAGGAAAAAGAAACCCUCUUCCUCGUUUCCCCAGACAACAGCAUCCAUCAAAUGAGGAGCUUUCCUUCUGUUUUGGACUCUGCACUACCGCCACUUCAUAAACUCUGCAGCCAAAACACUGAACCAGACUGGGCCAUGCACGUAAAAGUGAGGAGCUGCUAAGAAGGAAAGGUGAGGCAGGGAGAUAUUUCCACAUGUGCUGUGCAUCCUUCUUUCUCAAACUGCUCAGAUGAAUCCAUCCAGUGCCAGGAUCCGUGACACACCUUGCGUAGCCCUUUGAGCAAAGAGCCACAACCCAGAGUGAUUGCAGUGACGUGUAAGCCAACUGUCCUUAACUGCCACAGCCAUGACAAUAAGAGAAACAAACAAAAAAGGGUGGUGGCAGUUGAGGUACUUGCUUUUUAAUACUUUUUAAACGGAAGGGAUGUGGUUUGGCACAAAGCAAAGACUUGUUAAUGCUCAGGUUUCCUUCUAUCAAAAAAAAAUCCCAAACAAAACAAAAGAAUCAUAGAGUCACAGAAUGGUAGGGGUUGGAAGGGACCUUUAGAACUCAUCUAGUCCAACCCCCCUGCAGAAGCAGGGUCACCUAGAUCAGGUCACAUAGGAACAUGUCCUGGCGGGUCUUGAAGACCUCCAAGGAAGGAGACUCCAUACCCUCCCUGGGCAGCCUGUGCCAGGGCUCCCUCAUCCUCACAGUGAAAUAGUUUUUCUGUAUAUUUAAGUGGAACUUUCUGUGUUCCAACUUCAUCCCAUUACCCCUUGUCCUGUUGCUAGCUACAAUAGAAAGAAGGGAUGUCCUGACACCCACCAUAUUUGUAAAUGUUAAUAAGAUCUCCCUUCACAGCCCCAGUUCCCGCAGCCUUUCAAUGAAAUCAGCAUUUGCAGACAAAGCAAUUACCCCACUACAGAACAUCAAACAUUGGCUUUUGGAGAACAGUCAGUACUAGUUCCCACUCUAUAGAAUAUGGCAGCAGGUGAAGAGGUAAAGAUGGUGUAAGACUUGGUAAGGAAGAGGCUUACAGAUGAUCAGGCAGUGUUUACAGUAUAUAAUGCGUCUUGUGCUGCAAACCUUUUACCACCUGGAAUGAUGGGAGGGUUUGCUGCUAAUAUUAUUUAUGGAAUGAAGAUGUAUUUCAUUUGGUUGUUUUCUUUUGAAAAAAAUAAAGUC
Molecule: messenger RNA, 3743 nt
Organism: Colius striatus (speckled mousebird)
Lineage: Eukaryota; Metazoa; Chordata; Aves; Coliiformes; Coliidae
Gene: PRDM4
Product: PR/SET domain 4
Exons: 11
Coding region: 113-2533 (806 amino acids)
Biological process (GO): regulation of transcription by RNA polymerase II; cell fate commitment; transcription by RNA polymerase II
Cellular component (GO): nucleus; cytoplasm
Molecular function (GO): histone deacetylase binding; RNA polymerase II cis-regulatory region sequence-specific DNA binding; DNA-binding transcription factor activity, RNA polymerase II-specific
Source: RefSeq, a predicted model, not a curated record